Hirsutella rhossiliensis is the source of this 9066-nucleotide messenger RNA. Its product is annotated as involucrin repeat protein. The coding region runs from base 1 to 9066 and encodes 3021 amino acids. The record is from RefSeq and is a predicted model, not a curated record. The transcript is spliced from 7 exons. NCBI's taxonomy places the organism in Eukaryota, Fungi, Ascomycota, Sordariomycetes, Hypocreales, Ophiocordycipitaceae.
AUGCCGCCUGAAGCCAUGCCUCAAGACUACUUCCAGCUCCCUCCCACCGCCCACCGCCCCCGCGCCCCGUCCAGCUCCCGCUCGGCAUCCAGCUCUGCCUCGUCGCUGCUCGACAUCUCGCGCCAUUACCCACAACCAACCACCGACCGCUGGGGAGGCCUUCUCUCUACCUUUUUCCGCGCGCCCUCGGAGCGGUCCAGGCGCACCACCCGCAAGGCCACCAGGAAGCGCCGUAUCCUUCGCCUCAGCAACUCGUCCUCGUCCUCGGUCAACUCUGACCUGGCUUACGGGACUGGCUACAUCGCCCGACCCAAGGGCUACCGCAGCUACAGCCCGCGCCGCGCGACCGCCUUGGCCGCCGCUCCUGGCCAGUCGCACCCCUACGAUCAGCGACAGUACGGCGGCACCGCCUAUCCCGCCGACGCGCCCGAUCGACCAAGCCUGCGCAGGGACAAGACCGACGAAGAGAUUCUAGAUAUAGGCCGCCGCCUGUCCGACUUUGCCCGGAAGCAAAAUGAUCAUGAUCUGCGGGCUGCCGGGCGGAGCCGACCCACUGGCCUCGUUGCCGCCGCCGCCGCCGCCGCCGCCGCCGCCGCCACGGCUAGCGGCUCUCGGCGACACAAGCGCGAUGGUACCAGUAGCCGCGGCAUCGGCGCCUCAAGGCCUCACGGCACAUCCCCCGGCGAUGACUCGGACUGGGAAUCUGCCUCGGACGACGAAUCAAGCGACGGCGCCGAGUCGGUGCUGGCGUAUGGCUCUGUCGUCUCGCAGGCAAUCCGACCACCAAGGCCCGCCGCCGCCUCUGCCAUUGCGUCCACAGUCAGUGGCCCUUCCAUGCAUGGCAGACAGGGCUCCGUGGUGGAUCCUCGCUUGUUUGGACCCGUCAAUUCCCUCCGCGGGCUGGUCACUCCUCGUCCGUUUGGGGACGACGAGUCUUCCCUUCCAGCCGUCCAAUACCGCAACUUCAACCGGCUUCGUCGAGUCGAGACCGAGCCCAUCCACGAGCAAGCCCCCAUGAGGGAGGUACUUCCGAUUCCGACGGCCGACCCAACCACAUUCGAUGCAGAAUCAGCCCCCCCGACUGCUCUGCGUCGAAGCCGAACCAGUCCUGCUCCUGUCCCUUUACAGCAGCCAGUUCCCGUGGCUCCUGUGCCGUCCAAAGUCUAUGACGCAGAGAAGCUCGAGGACGCAAGCAGGCGCGACUGGCGACAAUCGCGCCACCGCUCCGAAGACAAGGCCUUUAGCGAGGCUGCAGUGGCUGGCGUGGCUGGCGUGGCUGCCGCAGCUGUCGGUGCGGCCCUGGUUUCUGAUCGACGCGAUCGGAAGGAUGGUCGCAAGGAAGAAAGGAAGAGGGAGGAUAGGAAGAGAGAUGAGCGGGAUGGCCAAGGCCGCCGCGAAGAUGAGCAUCGCUCCAUUCGUGGCCUUGAGAAGGUCGACAAGGCGGAGAAGGAUUCCAAGUCCCGAGACCGAGAGUCGAAUCGUGAUAAGGAGCGCCGCAAGUCUAAGCGCGACUCUCACUCGUCAUCGAAACACGUUGACGACAAGGACCAAAAGAAGGCCCGGCGCUAUGAGGAUGAACGUCCUCCUAGAAAAAGGCGCGAGACCGUUGCGGAUCACGUCUCCGAUCCCGGAGUCGCUGGAUACCGCCGUGGGGAAAUCGAGACGGAAGCCGAGCCUGACAGGUACAGCGACAUUCCUCAGCCUCGACACCGUGGCGACCGCAACAACGACGAGCAUAUGGACCGUCGAGACAUCCGCAGGGCGGACGACGCAGCUUCCCAGCCUGCCGGCAGCCAAGACUACCGCCGCUCCGAGAAAGCCACAGUCGACCCAUUUCGAUAUCAAAUUGAUGACGAUACCCUCGUCGCGCCAAAGGCUGCCACUGAGAGACCAUUGACGCCGACCGUUGUCACUGUCGACCGAGAGCCAGACUUUGAUAGCUGGUCGCCAAAAUCGCCAAAGCCGGAAUUGAGACUGAGUCGCAGGGACUCUUUUGACAUUGACCAUAUGGUCGAGGAUAAGGAAAAGGGAGAUCGAGGCAGGCCUCGGAGCGACCGCAGCUUCGACCCAGGGGAGCAAGAGGCCAAGGAGAUAUACGAUGAAGCCAGACACGCCACCGUGCCGAUAGCAGUAGCCGCCGUCGCAUCUGCCAUUGCCAUCGAGAGAGCCCAGUCAAGAGAGCGUCGCCGCCGAGAAAACUCGAAUGGCGUCUCCCCAGAACGCCAGGACGGGCCCGGGGACGCGGUUCAGGAGCAGGCGAACCGCUACUAUCGUGAGGUUGAACUUGCGCGCAAGAUUGCCGGGGGCCAGGUGCGCUCUCAUUCGCAAGAGUCGGAGCGUUCCGUGGUGGACAUAUGGGACAAGAACGAUGCAGUCGACGAACCCACCAUCGUCACCCCGCCCGAUGUCGAGGACAGAGAAUGGAAGAAGGAUGAGGGGCCUUAUGCGGCACCUGAUGCGGAUGUUCGCAUCGACAACAAGAUAUAUCCUCGCGAGGUUGAUAGGUUCCGCUUGACGGGGAGCGAAUGGGGCGUGGCGCCCUUCAAGUCGCGGGACCCGUCGUGCGAGCGAGAGCGCCCUGUGCUCAAUCUGGUAUAUCCUACGCCCGACUCAAGCCGAUACCCCACUCCAAGCCCUGAUCCGGCGAAGCGCCUCCAGGAAGACGAGGAACAGGUUCAACGGUCUGCGCAACCAGAGCCCGUCUCCGACGUGGUGAAUGAGCCAAGGGGCGAACCGACGCAGCCGUCGACGCCCAAGUCCGUCAGCUGGGGCGAAAACUCGACCAAGCGUUUCGAGGUGGAGAGCCCCGAGCCCCGUGGCCAUGCGGAACAAUCGCGUGACGUUGCCGGCUCCGGAGAAAGGUCGCGGCCACUCCUUGACAGGUCGAGCCAGUGGGGCAUCAUCGCUGCCGCCAUGGCCGGAAGCAGCGCCGAGCCCGACAACGAGCCCGAGGCGAGGGACUGGGACAAGGCCUCGGAUUCCAAGCUCCGGAGUGUGGCGGCGGCUGGGCCGGAGCAGAUCUUCACUGAAGAGCCGACCGCUGCUCCGCCAGUCCCCGGCCCCAAGCCGGUUAGCCCGGAACCAAGACAGAUGCCCGGUGGCUUCGCCGACGACAUAGAGUUCGCAGCCACACUUGCGGCGGGUCUCAAGGACACCGGCUUUGACCCCAACAUUGUCAUCGACGAUCCGCUGUAUCACCGCCGCGAUUCACCCCCAGGCGAGAGCGAGCCGAACGGGGACAGUUGGAACCGCAGGGCUGCUUCAGACAUCAUCACCAACCUGCAAAGCCAUGGCUCGGUCGCCGGCGGGAGACCAGUGUCUGAGCCGGGUUUCGUGAUUGGCGAGGUCGAAACCCCGAGGGACGAGCCAUCCCCGGCCUCGGUGGCCGGUGAGUGGGCCGAGGUACCCGCAAAAUUGAGCAAGAAGGAGAGGAAGAGGCUUGAAAAGCUCAAGCGACAGUCGUCCGAGGCGUCGGAGCCGGCGACUGCUGAAACCUCAGGAACUCCAGCCUUCGAAGACGUAGCCGAUGCUGCUUCCCGGAGAGGCAGCACAAAAGACCACCGCGAGCACGACAGCUCAGCUUCGAGGCACGGUGAUGAGCAUUAUCCAAGAGCCGAGGCCGAGCGUAGCCAGAGCGGCAAGGCUGACCCCGAUGUCUGGGAGGAAAAUGCUUAUGGCAAGCAAAAGAAGAAUAGAAGGAGCCGAGAUUUUGACGACGACACCAAGUCCAAGGUGUCGGUUCCCACUGAUGCCUUUGACGAUCUGCAGUUGCUCAGGAAAGAAUCGGUUGGCGACGACUGGGAAGCUUCGAAAAAGUCCAAGAGAAAGUCGAAGAGGAGCUCGGGAGCCCACGACUCGCCCACCAGGUCUUCGGUCCCUUCAGAGGUAUCCGCAACGAGCUCCAGCAGGCGGAGCAGCAAGUCGAAGCGGAGCAGCGGCAACAACGAUGAUUUUGUCACCCCUGGCGAGGAUCCCCUGGGUCGCUCAAAGCGCAGUCCCUUCGAGGACCAUGAAGUGAGCUCGGUCGUGUCUGAUUCUCGAUAUGACAAGCAGAAACGCGACAGGCGAGAGGGCAAGCGGUCGUCUCGAAGCUACGAUGACGACGACGACGCCAAGUCGGUCGCCUCAGCACCGGGCCCUUCUCGCAAGAGCAAAGACUCGGGCAAAAAGUCUAGCGGGCUCUUUUCCAGCAUCUUCAAGUCUGGCGGCAGCAAAGACGAACAAAAAAGAGAGUCUUUUUUAGAUAAUGCCGGCACCUCUGGCACAGGUGUCGGCUUGGCGAGCAUUGCUGCCAUUGCCACGGCUGGCCUCGUUCGCGCGCAUGCCACCGGUAGCUCCUCGGAAAUGGAGCACGAUCCUCUCGAGGCCCCUAAAGACGCUCGAGACGUCGAGAUCUUCGACCCGGAGAUUGCCCCACGAGCAAUCAAGCCAGCCAUUGACCCCCAGUAUGGCGACCUUCUUCCCCUCCCCCCAAGUGAGCCGGGAAGCCCUCGACAAACCCUCGAGGAGCUUCCCGGCCUGCCAGACAGCCGCCCGGGCACGCCACCCGACGAACGCAACCGGAAACGCGACCACGAGACACACCGCCGGUGGCGGAGCAUUCAAGAAACUCCUGUCAAGUCUCCCAGCAGCACGGCCAUACCAAUCUCAUUGCGACUUGGCCAAAGGGGAACUCCGACCCCACCGAGCUCUGGCACGUUCAACAGCCGUGCGAUAAUGCCGCUGUAUCUGCUUGAGCACUCGCGGCAUAGGUCUGCCGACAGUGUUCCCCGAGAAGCCGACAUACCCGUGCCGCCGUCCCGGGAGUCUCCCGCUCCCGAACUCAGUGCCAUUGAUGACGAUAUGGAGCUCCUUGACAGUGGACUCGGCGCCCAAAACCUCGCGGAUUCCGGGCUCCGAAUCGACACGAGCCUGGCAUCAGCUGCCGCAGAUCAUGACAUCGCGGGGUCUCAGGAGACGACGCCAAGAGCCGAGCAAUUGCGCACGGCAAAUGCAUCACCCGACGUUCCCGAGGACCUGACUUCAGCCGAUGAGCACUUCUCUGACGCCCUGGAGGGGCAUUCUGAGGAUGCUUUCGAGGAGGCUCUUGCCUCACCUGCUCAGCCGGUCGUCCUGGAGCAGCAGGUCGUGGAGCAGCCGGAUCAGGAGACCGUACCCGAUACAACUGCCACGACCGAGGCUGAAGAGGCUGAGCCUGAUGAGUGGAGAACAAUGACGGUCAAGGAGAGGAAGAAGGCCAAGAUGGGUCGCAAGAAUAAGGGCCUGGACAUGGCCAGCGUUGCAGCAGCGGCUGCCACUACCCUUGGCGCCGCAGCCGCUGCUGCGGCGGGCGUCCUGACCGGCGAAUCCGCAAGCAACCAGGACAGCGCUGCAAGCCAACCGGAGACCUCACGGGAUGCUUUUGAGCAACCAACAAAGGGGAAGAAGGGGAAGAAGAACAGGAAGAAGACGCUGCCUGCUUGGGAGGACAUUGAGGAAACGCCCGCCGAGCCUGGCAAAGAUGAAUCUUUCGCAGCGUUACAACCCGAGAUUCCUGACGUUGCGGCGGAUAAUGAUUCUUCGCUGAUCACGGAGCGCGAAACCUCAAUCCCGACCCCGAACCUGGACGCUGAUGGAGCACUGGCAGCUGCAUCCCCAGACAAAUACACGGAGGCUAUCACGGCACCACAAAACAGUGACGGAUCCAGUGCCGUUGACACGACCCCAACCGCGGAUCAAGCCCCCGACCCAGAGGGUGACUGCACCCCGACUAUUGACAUUGCCCUGAGAUCACCGACGGCAGGAGAGGUUUUACAAGAGUCCAGCGAAGACAAAGAAAUACAGGAAGAAGUUGGAGAAGCCGUGACACUCAGCGAGGCACCAGCUCCUGAGGGUGAACUUCAAGGUCAUGAGGGACACAAGAUGACUGAUGAGCCCGGUGAUGUCGGUCAGCAGCAGGUCUUGGAGACGCUCGGUCAACCCCCCCCUUCAGCCGAGACAAAAAGGGCCAAGGAUGAGCCAGAGCUUGUACUUGCUAUCAACAACGCCCCAACGCAAGAGGCUGUUUCUGACGACCGGUGGUCCUCGACUGCUAGUUCCAAGAAAAGCAAAAAGAAGAAAAAGAAGGGCAAAGCGGCCGUCUUGGAAAAAGGGGAUGCUCAGACAACCGAAGAUCAACCUGCUCUUUCAUUUGAAGAUGUGGCUGCGGACCAGACUCGCGACAAGUUGGAUCCUGUAAAUGAAUCGCCCGAGGUGGCCAAGGAGGAAUUGAUCACGGACGAGCCUGAAGCCGUAACUCCUGCACCGCAACUCCCGGACACUGCUAAUCGGGAUGGCAUUGGGGCUACUCCUGCAGCUAUUGACAAGGAAGAGACCAGAGUCCAAGAAACUAUCGAAGUCACGCCGCGGGAUGAACCCCAGGAGCCACAGAAUGAGCCCUCGGCCUCGGCAGAACCAAGCAUUGUCGAUGAGCCGCGGGAAGUUGACCAAAGUGAACCAGCCAUCGUUGCGGCUGCUGCUGAAGUGGCGGAGAACGAGCCAGUGGCGUCAGCUUCUGCUGUCGAUUCGUCAACCAUUGACGCAGAGGAUACGUGGGCCACGCCAACUAGUUCCAAGAAAGAGAAGAAGAAGAAAAGGAAGAAGGGCCAGCGACUGGAUGCAUCUUUGCCCGCAGAGAAUGACGCAACCACUGUGUCCAUCACGGAAGAGACUCCUGUCGAAACAGCCGUUGAACCUGAGAAGCCCGUUGACACUGAAGCUCAGCCGUAUGGUGAAACUUCUACUGGGGAGUCAGCGCCCGCUGCCUUAGAGACUGAUUUCGCUCCGGCCUCGCGUGGCAAGAAGAAAAAGUCGAAGCGGAAGUCCAUGGAGAGGGAACUUGAUCAACCCUCGGCCGUGCAAGAGACCCACAAAGACGACGCCGAUUUGACCAUUGAUCUCGCGUCCAAAGACCUAGAAGCCACCGAUCUCCAGCCGUCCACCGAGCUCGAGACUGUCACUGCGGCCAAGACUGAAGAUGCUCAGAAUUCUCCGUCCAGCUCUCUUCUUCAUGAUCCGGACGCCACUGCAGAGGGGCCUGUGGAGGAGAAGGUGUCCAGCACGCCUGCUUCAUGUCCGCUCUCCGCUUCAGCACUUGUCCCUGCAGUAUCUGCUUCAAUCGCAGCUUCGGACCAGGAGCCUUUGAGUCGGAAAGAUGUCCUCGAGCAAGUACAAAAGGGAGAGGUUGUUUUUGCUGACGCGCCGCAAACUGCCAAAGAAGAGGAGCUCGCGGCCGACGGCGAGCUCCACAUUGAACAUACUCAAGACUCCACUCACCUUGAACCCACCCAAGCUCUCGAACCGAUCGUCUCGGAACCUCCCUUCUCUCAGGGCGAAGCGCCUGCGGAACCUACUCAAGAUUCCACUCACGUUGACUCCAUGAAAGCUCUCGAAUCGAUCGUCUCGGAACCUCACUUCUUUCAGGGCGAGGCCAUGGAACCCAUUCAAGACCCCAUCCACCUUGAAACCACGCAAGCAGACCAACCAGCUCCAGCCGUGAGCGCCGUUGUGGAUGAGACGACGACAGCUUCGGCCUCAGUCGAUGAUUUCGUCGCUCCCAAGAAGAAGGGCAAGAAGAACAAGAGAAAGAGCCAAGGCAGCGUGCGGGACCCUGACAAGGAUGAGUCCUCUCGGGAGCAUGCAUUCGGCCCUGGUCUUUCAACGGGACAGGCUGUGUUCGGCAAGGUCGUAGAAGAUGCCACAACGGAGACGGUUGAUAAAGCUUGCGAGGCCGUGCAGGACGCCAAAUCAGCUCUCGUCCCCCAGGAAGUCCCAGCCGAAGGGGAAUGGAACGAGACGGCAACUGGAAAGAAGCCCAACCUGUCCGAGGACAGCAAACCUUUAUCAACCAUUGACCCAGCGCCGCAUGCUGACCUCGCGACUCAGACGACAGAGCCUCCAGUGGCAGCGGAGGAAGCUGCAAGCAUUGAGGGGCCGUUCCUCAGCAAGAAGGGCAAGAAGAAAAAGAAGCGUCAAAGCCAGAUUUCCGUUACAUUGGACGGCGAUUCUUCGACUCCUGCGCCUCCUGUCGAAAAAUUAAAGGUUUCCAAAGCAUCUGGUUCCACGGUCGAUUGUGGAACCGAGUUUGCAGUUCCUAAGAAGGGAAAGAAGAACAAGAAGAAGCAGCAUACCUUCUCAUGGGACUCGACUUCUGACAUGAAACCGCAGCAACUGACUGACGAGCCGGCCGUGCCCUCGGAGGACCAACCUGCCAUCGAGCCUGAGACGCUGCCUGAGGUUGAGUCUGGUCUCACUGGCGACGAGGCGUCUGUUUUCCUGGAUGAUGACCAGAGCAAGUCGACUCGUGGUAUGGAGCAGGGAAGCGACACACCCACACUGGAGACUCAACUUGGAUCGGGCCCGGGAUUCCUCGGCAUUGGAUCUUCUCUGGAGGCAAAUUUUCCAGGAUACAGCGUUGCAGACACCACACCUGCCGAUGACAGCGAGGCCGCCUUUCCGGUCAAGAUGAGCAAAAAGGACAGGAAGAAAAAUAAGAAGCAGGCGGCGCUGAAUGAGGCUACGCAACCUGGCUCAGAGGAAGCUUCAGCAAAGUUUGCCAUCAACCAGGACGUGGUGCCGGAACAAGCGAGACCUGAGUCGGAGGCAACCAAGGAGACUUGCUUGGAUCGUGCCAUCAACGAGUCUCGGGCUGCAGAGGAGGCAGCAAUUGGAACUUCGGUGAUAGGUCCAGGUGCAUCCGACGAGGCAACAACCGACCAGCCGGUUGGGACAAGCGAACAGCAGUCAGAGGUGGUUCCUGAUGAGUGGGGUGGGUUCAGUCUAAAAAGGUCCAGAAAGGACAACAAGAAGAAGAAGAAAGCUAAAGAUGUUGAACCCACGAAACCACAGGAACCUGAGACGGCCACCCUUCCGGGACCGGAGCGAGAGCAAGUCGAUCCACCAAAGGAGCCAGAACUGGUCCCUGCCACUGAUACUGGAACUUUGAGCAAGCCCCUGCUCGUGACUCCGAAGCUCAGGAAGAAACUGGACCGCUUUCAGGUAGUACACUACCUGAGAAACCUGAAGAGGUUCCAGUGGAGCCCGUUUUAA